ACCUCAUUUAUUAGUGUCAAUUCUUGCAAAUACGCUAAAACAACUAGAGUAAUUUGCCCAACAACAACAACAACAUCAUCCACAUCAAAAUGAACAAAUACAUUUCUUUUGCUUUUGUAGUUUGCGCCUUGGUAGCUUCGGCGCACUGCAACAGUUAUGGUAGUUAUGGUGGCUCUGCACCCGCCAGUGCUUAUAAUGCUAACUCUUAUGCAUUAGGACCAGGACCAGUGGUUUAUGCUUCUCCUCCUGCCGCCUACCAAGCUGCUCCUGCCUCUUACCCAGCUCCUCCUUCUUAUUCAGCUCCUUCAUAUCCUGCAGCUAAACCCAAAUACACCAUACAACCAGCCUACUCGCAUGAGUUGUAUCCUGGUCAAAAUAACUACAGAAGUUAUCACUCAGCUCCUGUUUAUAGUCAAGUGGCUUUGCCCAUUGUACCCUCUUCUCCCGUAGCUAAAUUGUACGUGCCUGCCCAACAAUCGUAUGCUUCGGCGCCCAGUUACGGUGGUAGUGGUUACUAAAAGGGUUACUUUUGAAUUCCCUUUCAUUUUUACAGGGUAGUGUUUGAACACAAACUAUUUUUAAUUAUAUUCGGCACCAGUUUUUCGAAAAAAUAGUGUAAAUAAUUUCGGUUUGUUAAUUUUUUUUUUUAUAAAUACUUAAACGUUGUUUUAAAACGUUGCAAAAUUUUUGGAAUUUUUUUUUCGGUUAAAAUUUAUUUAUUUAUAAUUUUUGUUUAAAAAAAUUCAAAAUUCUAU
This is a messenger RNA of Lucilia cuprina (Australian sheep blowfly), 755 nucleotides long. RefSeq names its product chorion protein S19 (gene Cp19). The record is from RefSeq and is a predicted model, not a curated record. The transcript is spliced from 2 exons. Bases 90 to 518 code for a protein of 142 amino acids. NCBI's taxonomy places the organism in Eukaryota, Metazoa, Arthropoda, Insecta, Diptera, Calliphoridae. Gene Ontology annotation, cellular component: egg chorion. Gene Ontology annotation, biological process: multicellular organism development.